Solanum dulcamara is the source of this 585-nucleotide messenger RNA. RefSeq names its product THO complex subunit 2-like. The coding region runs from base 52 to 369 and encodes 105 amino acids. The transcript is spliced from 2 exons. Lineage: Eukaryota; Viridiplantae; Streptophyta; Magnoliopsida; Solanales; Solanaceae. The record is from RefSeq and is a predicted model, not a curated record.
GUAGAGGACAGGGAAAGAGAGAGGGAGAAAAUAUGCCUUGUGAAAGAAGAUAUGGAUCCAAAUGCCUCAAAGAGGCGUAAACUUAAAAGAGAGCAUAUGGCUUCAGAACCUGGCGAGUAUUCACCCGCUGCUCAUCCUCCUCCUCUUUCUAAUAAUAUGUCGCAGCCCUGUGAUGGAAGAGAUAGGGGAGAGCGAAAGGGUAUUAUUGUUCAGCAGCGUCUAGGUUACGUGGACGAGCCAGGUCUUAGGAUUCAUGGAAAAGAAAGUGCCAGCAAAACACCCCGUCGUGAUGCGGACUCUAUGUAUGACAGAGAGUGGGAUGACGACAAGAGGCAAAGAGCUGAGCCCAAGAGGCGGCAUCGGAAGUAAUUGCUAAACCACUAGACAACUGAAGUUUCUGUCGAAGUAAAAUUUACUUAGUGGGGUUUUUGGCUUGUGUCAUAUAUGUUCCCAGACCAAUUUUUUUUAGUCAAUUGUUUUAUUAGGCCCUCGAUGGGGUUUGAAUUAUUAUAUGCAUGUAAGUAGGCAAGAAGAUUGUGUUUCUUUGUGCAAAAUGCUUCGGAACUCUAUAUUUACAUUAUUACA